GUAACCCGCGUCUUUGACAGGUUGAUUAAUUGGAUGAUUGAAAUCUUCGGAUCACUAUCUACAACCGAUAUAAAUAUAGAUGGAAUUGAUUGAGUGAUUCACAAUUCCAUAAGUGGUUGAAGAAUUAAGUUAUAGAGAAGUCUGAAAGAUGGUGAGACAACCAUAUCUAAAGAAAGGAACGUGGAAUUCUGAUGAAGACCAGAAGCUGAUUGCUUAUAUCAUGAGAUAUGGCAUUUGGAAUUGGAAUGAGAUGCCCAGAUUUGCUGGGUUGCAAAGGUCAGGGAAGAGUUGCAGGCUUCGUUGGAUGAAUUACUUGAGGCCUAAUAUAAGGCGUGGAAACUUCAGCAGGGAAGAAGAGGAAACCAUAAUCCAACUUCAAAAGGAGCUCGGAAAUCGAUGGUCAACCAUAGCAGCAAGGCUUCCACAAAGAACUGACAACGACAUAAAAAACUACUGGAACACUCGCUUGAAGAAAAGGGUAAUAUUGGAGAAUAACAAGUCAACAUCAGCAACCACAGAAACCUAUUCCAUUAUUGAGGAGAAUUCAACUGAUACUGAGUCCUCAAACCUGCUAAAUAUUCCUACAAUGGAUGACUUCCCAGAACCAUUGAGUUGCAUCAAUACUUCACCUGAAAACAGUUAUAGCAUGAGGGAAACUUUUGUUUCAUCUGAAAACUAUUGGGAUAUACCGAGUUUUAUGGAGCAGCCAUUAAUAGCACAAGGUUUCGAUUGUGAAGCAUUAGCAACCACAGAAAAUAAUUCCAGUAUUGAGGAGAAUUUACCUGAUGUCGAGUCCUCAAGCUUGCUUAACAUUCCUACAAUGGCUGGUUUCCCAGAACCAUUGACUUACAGUGGUACUUUUACUUCAUCUGAAAACAGUUAUAGCAUGAGAGACACUUUUGUUUCAUCUGAGAACUAUUGGGAGAUACUGAGUUUUAUGGAGCAGCCAUUAAUUGCAGAAGGCUUCGAUUGUGUAGCAUCAUCACCAAAUUCUCAGUUGUGGCAAAGCCAUCAUCAACACUACUAUGAUACUGUAGAUGAUUUCUGGGCCAAUCCAUUAUUUUAG
Hibiscus syriacus is the source of this 1066-nucleotide messenger RNA. Its product is annotated as MYB-like transcription factor EOBII. Bases 149 to 1066 code for a protein of 305 amino acids. NCBI's taxonomy places the organism in Eukaryota, Viridiplantae, Streptophyta, Magnoliopsida, Malvales, Malvaceae. The transcript has 2 exons. The record is from RefSeq and is a predicted model, not a curated record.